GUAUCAAUUUUAAUGUAUAUUUAAGUACAAUCUGUUAUACAACAUAACGAUAUGUUCCAGAAUUAUUUGGUUUGCCUAUAAUUUUACAUAAUUUAAUAAAAAUCAUUGCGUCGCGUCUACCAGUCGUGCUAAAAUAAAUAAUAAUACGUCAUAUCGAUUGAUAUUGAAUGAAAAAAACAAACAAAAAACUUAUGUUUGUUGAUGUCCGCCAUCUUUUAUUUUGAUAAUAAUAUACACUAUCAGGUAAACUAUAAUACCAUGUGUUGUUACCGUUAUUAAGCCAAUGCUGAAUAGUGAAUGCCAUUCGUUGUAACUUGUAACUCGCAUGAACGUAUAAUAGAAAUCGAAAUUUCUUGUGGGAUACCUAGUGUCGAAUAUUGAAUAUUCGACGUGUGCCGUGUGUCUAUUUGACGUCGUGCUAUACGAAUUGCUGGGGCUGCAGCAUCACGUCUGAAUCAGUCUGAACGGCAGCUAUAGAGUGUUGCGCUGAGACGACAACAACACCCGAGUUUGGAGGAGCGUCAUCAAAACUUUGGUAAAAAUGUUAAGCGACGAGGAAACUCCGAAUACAGAACCGUCCACUUCGGAUACAACCAACGUAGCUACUGGCUCUGCAACCGAAGUCACAAAUGAUGAUAACCAAGGCCAGAGUACGUCUGUGGCUGAUCCAAAUGCCGGUGCCCUGGAGGUGGCUGAAGACAAGACUGUAGCCAACGACGAGUAUAUCCGAUUGCGUGUCAUCACUAGUGACAUGACCAAUGAGGUGCACUUUCGUGUUA
Molecule: messenger RNA, 779 nt
Organism: Diuraphis noxia (Russian wheat aphid)
Lineage: Eukaryota; Metazoa; Arthropoda; Insecta; Hemiptera; Aphididae
Product: small ubiquitin-related modifier-like
Molecular function (GO): protein binding
Source: RefSeq, a predicted model, not a curated record